AUGCCCAAGUCGUUGUCCAAGACGGAGCUGUAUGACCUUCCCACCGCUGAAGCCGCAGGGGGUCCAGAUGCAGGGCCAGAGCAGAGGAAGCCGACGAGCAGGCGAGCCGCCCUGUUCCUGCGCUACGUCCAGCCCUGCCUGGCCGAGCUGCUGGGCUCCACGCUCUUCAUCUUCAUCGGCUGCCUCUCGGUGGUGGAGAACGUCAGCGGCACCGGGAGGCUGCAGCCUGCCCUGGCUCACGGCUUGGCGUUGGGCAUCGUCAUCGCCGUGCUGGGGGAAAUCAGCGGUGGCCACUUCAACCCAGCAGUGUCUGUGUCGGCCUGCAUGAUUGGCGGUCUGAAGGUCAUUCUGCUUCUCCCCUACAUCCUCUCCCAGUUGUGCGGCGGCAUGAUCGGAGCCGCUCUGGCCAAGGCCGUGUCGCCGAUGGAGACCUACGACAACACGUCUGGCGGCGCCUUCACCACGGUGCAGGCCGAUGUGCAGAUAGGCCGGGCCGUCGGGGCGGAGGCCAUCAUGACCCUGUUCCUGACCAUGGUGGUGUGCAUGGGAGCGGUGAACGGCAAAACCCGCAGCGUGCUGGCACCCCUAUGCAUCGGCUUCACCGUCGCUGCAGACAUCCUGGCAGGAGGAGGCAUUUCUGGGGCCUGCAUGAACCCAGCCCGAGCUUUCGGCCCUGCGGUGGCGGCCAACUACUGGACCUACCACUGGAUAUACUGGGUCGGCCCUAUGGCUGGGGCUGUGCUUACCGGCAGCAUCAUCAGGUUGCUGAUUGGUGAUGAGAAGGUUCGAGUUUUCUUGAAGUGA
Sardina pilchardus (European sardine) is the source of this 804-nucleotide messenger RNA. Its product is annotated as aquaporin-8-like. NCBI's taxonomy places the organism in Eukaryota, Metazoa, Chordata, Actinopteri, Clupeiformes, Clupeidae. The transcript has 5 exons. Gene Ontology annotation, cellular component: plasma membrane. Gene Ontology annotation, biological process: transmembrane transport; water transport. Bases 1 to 804 code for a protein of 267 amino acids. Gene Ontology annotation, molecular function: water channel activity. The record is from RefSeq and is a predicted model, not a curated record.